Molecule: messenger RNA, 3327 nt
Organism: Symsagittifera roscoffensis
Lineage: Eukaryota; Metazoa; Xenacoelomorpha; Acoela; Convolutidae
Product: SCL-interrupting locus protein homolog
Exons: 1
Coding region: 63-3083 (1006 amino acids)
Biological process (GO): mitotic spindle organization; centrosome duplication; protein localization to centrosome
Cellular component (GO): centrosome; centriole
Source: RefSeq, a predicted model, not a curated record
UCUGCUGUAAAUACAAUCAUGUGCUUCGGCGUGUGAACAUCACUAACCACUUAGCCUACACAAUGACGAAUAACCAUGGCGAUUCCAGUUCUUCAUACUUCAAGGACUGGGCGUCAAGUGGAGAGAUAUCGAAGCGGUUUCCGAAUUGUAAAACAAUUCUCUGGGACAAGCAGAGUAUUGGCACGAAUACCGAGUCGUCAUUCUCUUUCUACAAAGACAUAUCACUCAAUUUAAUUGAGCGGUCUUUGCGGUUGGCUUACAAAGGAGCUUCAGUAUACUUCAAAACCAACAAGAAGCCACUAUACAGAGGCCUUUUUCUCGGUAGCUUGUCUUGUCUGGACUCGGACGAUGAAAUCAAAAUCGUAGUCAACCGAUUUGAUCCAGGUAUCUGUCAUCUAGGAGAAGUUGACGGUUCUCACAACUGGCCGUUGCCUUCAUCCAAACUACCAGAUGAUUUGGUAAUUCCUGUGCUAAUGGUUAACCGAUCUGCCAUGGAUCAAUCUUCAUCUUCCACUAACGAGCUAGUCGCCAAGUCUGUAAAGGCCAUAGAAGAAUACAUGGCAAGUUCUUCGAACAACUUGCGGCUGCAGGAUCUUUUCAAGUGCUUCUGCGUAUGUUACUAUACCGAUCAAUUUGGCGAACUAACAUUUGAAAUGUCUUGGAACUUGAUUGCACCCGGAGCUUCCUUCAAUAUGAAACCCGUGACACCGGUUCCAAUAAUUCCAACUGCUCUGGCUCGGAACUUGUCAGGUCCAUUGAAUCUAACUGCUCUACAGAACGGAGCAAAGUUUGGAUUUCUGACUAUGGAUCAAACUCGAAAAUUGCUAUUGCUCUUAGAAUCAGAUCCCAAGGUAGCCAGUUUACCUGUUGUCGGAGUUUGGAUUAGUGGUGUCAUGUCUUCUUGUGAUACAAAUGUAUGGGCGGCACUGGCUCGGUACCAAAAGUCCAAUAGACUUGCAAACAAACAGUGCGACGGCUCUAAUGGAUUUCUAGCGAUGUGUUAUAUGUCUACAGAAAAGAAUCCGCUGUUCUUUGACUGCACAGAAAUCGAGGCGCCUAAUGCAUAUAAAGUGUUUCAAUGUCAGGAAGAACUGAACUUGUUCAAAGAGUCAAACAGCAAAGCAGAUUCGACAUUCAUCUAUUUCCCGCUCAGCAUGGUCGAAGUAUCGCCCAUGCAUCAAAUUGCGGACAUCACCUUGAGGACAAUUAGUUCUUCGACUCGUUUGAUGGACUCAAAUGCGCCCCUAUUUGGACAUCCUGAGAUGUCUUCGAUUGGACCAUGCAGUCCCAUCAUCACCGAUCCAUCACCACCAUGUCCUCAAUCAGCACCAGUUCCCCACGCAGCUCAUAGACAUCGUUUCAGCAUCAAUGAAAGUGUACCUGAGGUGUCUGUAUGGGAACCUCAACAUGUGGCCAAUCAAAUGAACAAAUCGGAUAGUAUGGAGCAAGAUCAAGGCUUCUUUUCCAAAAGUUCAUCUGAUCACGACUCCUCUCUAGAACGCAUGGUAGUUUAUACAAAAAGACUUAUUGCGAACCAACCAUUAGAAACUAUAGAAUCGUCAGCCAAUGUGACAGAGCGAUCUUCCAGUCAUACAUCUGUCCAGAGGACUAAUAGAUCAAUUGAAAAUUUCGAUCGAAAUAUGCAAUUGCAAAAUAAUCACGAAGAUCCUGGUUUGAAUCAUUCGCACAGAAGCGUAACAAAUCAUUCACAAUGCGCUUCGUGCAAGUCAGACAAGCAUGAGUUAAACACUAGUUUAGAACAGCAGAGAAAACAGUUAGAGCUACUGCAGAAUCAAAUUCAAACUUUACUCAAGGCACAGAAUAUCCCAAUUCCAGAACAUAUCAAUCGAACUGUAGUUACGAGGUCAGCUCAGACAUCACCGGCCGAAUCGACAAAUGUGAGUAAGUUGUUACAGUCAUCCUCCAAUCAGUUUGAUCUAACUGCGUCACAGAGAGUCGUAUCUAGAGACGAAGAGACUUGGGCUUCGAUCGACCCGAACUCGGUUCCUCUCCAGGAAGACAACUUGAGUCACGACAAUUUGGUCAUUUCACACGUUCAAAUGCCAAGUUUCGUAGACAGUGAAUGCGACAAUACGACAGUUGAGUCGGAAAUGGAUGACGGCGAUCGAAGUCAGAACUCAGAUAGAAGUUGGGAAAACCGAACCGGAGUAAACACUGAAGUCCAAGAAGAGGAAAUGCAAGUGGUGAAUUGUUUGAAUUCAGUCAUGUUCGAAGAACAGCAAAAUCCUAUGAACAGUGAUAGUAGAAAUCAGUCACUGCUGAUGAAACAGCAGCAAAUUGAGAAACUAAAUCAACAAAUUGCCAAUGCCUUGGUCAUUAACAGUCCGGUGAAAGAAUCAUCGAACAAUGAAAACAGAGAACCAAAGCCCAAAGAAAGACAACAAGUUGCUCCAAAUAAAGGAAAACAGUCGAAGGAAGUCCGUGGGAAAAAUUUGGAAGUUGAUAGAAAUCAGGAGUCUUUUAUGAACCAUCAAGCCAAUCAGGAGCGAUUUAAUGUCGUGGAUUUGUCUAUGGCUGCGAACUCAAUUGCCAUGAAGUACCACCAGUCGGAUCAAAUGGCACACAACGGGAUCCAAAAUUGGAAUGUGUCGAGUACUUCCUUCAUGUACGAGUAUUCUUAUCUACCUCACUUAGCUGUCACGGAGUCCUACAGGUCUAGUGGAUUCAGAGAUCAUAGCAUGCUCCCGAAUUCGGAACUCUUCGACGAACGAGGUACGAACUUGAGCUUCGCGACGGAGCAAUAUCUAGCCAAACAUGGAAUGCUUUCAUAUCAAACUCAAGCGUCAUCAUCGAAAAUCGUCACGGAAAGUCGAAGAGUGUCAAAUCCGAAUCCCAAGAAAUCAUCCUUAGAAGCACAAAAUGUUGCUUCGAAUGAAAUCCGAAAACAAUCGGUUGGUAAAUCGAGUAGAUCGAAGGAACAUCAGACUGCUUGUUAUAAUCCGGCUAGUUAUGACAACGGACCCAAAGAUUCGAGAUGUUUGGAAAGCGAAGACGAAGAUAGCGACUCUGAGUUCAACAUUCUGGACAUGGAUAAACUCAGAUCCCUUCCGAAGCUACUAUAAAUGAAAUCAUUCCACAUCUUGAUGAUGUCUGUUAAAUUGUAGAAUCAGUGGCCAAAUUUCAAUUCUUUCACGCUUUAUGUGUCUCAAAAAUCAAGCACAAUACAAUUAUCUAAACUAUUGCCUUAACCUACUUAAAAGAUGUGCCUUAUAGUAUCCUUACAAUAAUAAAUACUGUUUUUCACAAAUUGUAAAUUUGUUUCAUUCACUUGGUUCAUUAUGUGAAUUUCUAAAUUUCUUCUAUCAA